AUGAGUGAGUUAUCUUUCUCAAACACUUCCAAUAAGAACAAUGAAUUCUCUAGUAACAUCUUAUCCAUCUUGUUCCAUUUUUGUUUCUCUAUAUUUUCACACCCUUUGUACUUUUUCUACUUCCUAUUUUUCUCUCCAUAUAUCCUUAAACUUGUGUCUUUUCUUUCUCCUUUGUUCAUCACUACUACCCUUCUUCUCCUUGUGGCUCUUCUUACUUUCACUCCUAGCUUUGUACAUCAAAAGGGUGGUAGCAAAAGUAGUAGCUCUUGUAGUUCUGAGAUUUCUGUGUCCAAAUUGUGUUUUUUUAUUUCUAUUUUGCAGAAUUUUCUAGCAUGGUUUGAAUCUGAUGACAAAGAUGAGGAGAUUGGUUUCCUUGAUGAGUUGGAAGCUUAUUUAGUUAUGUUCCAAGCUUCGAUAUUUGAAGUUGAUGAAUCGAAAUCAGAGGAAGAUUUUAUCUUUGAAGAAGUAGAUGAAGAGUUUUCAGAUGAAGCAAGUGAAGUUUUUAGUACAGUUGAAGAAGAGAAAGAGGUGAAGUUGGAUGAAGAAAACCAAGUUGAGAAAGAAGAAAAAGUUGUUGAAUCCAUUAAGGAAGAAAAGGUCUUAGAUGUGAAGAGUUUAGUAACAUUGUUUCAAGAAUAUGCUGAGUUAGAAAAUGUGUCUAGUGAAAAGGAAGAAAAAGAAGUAGUCAAGGCUAUAGUAGAUGCUAAGUUCAAUAAAGUUGAAGAAAGUAAAGAAAAAUGGAACAUGAUAAGUGGAUCCAAAGUGAAGGGUAACAGAGACAUGUAUGAAAGUAAACUGAAAAGUGGUAAAAGUGAUGAAGAACAUUUUGGUGAAGCAAUGAAGGUGAAAAAAUCUCAUAGAGUGGAUGUAAAUUAUGGUAGUCCACAAAGUAAUUGGGAGUACAGUGGAAAAGUGAUUGGGAAUAAUGAUGAAGUUGGUUCUAAUCUUGGAAGUUUUGGUUCAAUGAGAGUGGAAAAAGAGUGGAGGAGGACAUUGGCAUGUAAGCUUUUUGAGGAAAGACACAACAAUGGUGAUGGAAGUGAAGGAAUGGAUAUGCUUUGGGAAACAUAUGAGAAAGAAUCAAACAAGGUUAUCAAGAAAAGUGAUACAAAGAGAGGGAAGAAGUUGAGUGAAGUUGAGUUUAAUGAGGAUGAGGAUGAGGAAGAAGAGGUAGGGGCUAAGUUAUGUUGUUUACAAGCUUUGAAAUUCUCAACGGGGAAGAUGAAUUUAGGAAUGGGAAGGCCUAAUCUUGUUAAAUUCUCUAAAGCUUUGAAAGGUAUGGGAUGGUUGCAUAAUGUAGGCAAGAAUGGAAAGAAGAAUAACUCUACCAAAUAA
Messenger RNA from Lathyrus sativus (Indian pea), 1335 nucleotides. The record is from the annotation of a GenBank genome assembly. Lineage: Eukaryota; Viridiplantae; Streptophyta; Magnoliopsida; Fabales; Fabaceae.